GCUGCUUCCUGAUUUUUUUUCUUUUUUUCUGUCAGGGUUAUCACUGCGCAACACUGUAACCCUCCGCCUUCUCUGCUUCUGCUGCGGAGACUGAAGUGACCAGACCGCUGUCCUUGCACACAGCUAGGCAAGAUCCUGCAACAUGUCUAUCCUGAAGAUCCAUGCUCGUGAGAUUUUCGACUCACGUGGAAACCCCACAGUUGAGGUUGAUCUCUAUACUAAGAAAGGUCUCUUCAGAGCUGCAGUGCCCAGCGGUGCUUCCACUGGCAUCUAUGAGGCCCUUGAGCUUCGUGACAAUGACAAGACGCGCUAUCUGGGCAAAGGUGUCUCUAAAGCUGUUGAGCAUAUCAAUAAAACAAUUGCACCUGCCCUGGUUAGCCAGGAUGUGUCUGUUUUGGAGCAGGAGAAGAUUGACAAGCUGAUGCUUGAUAUGGAUGGUACAGAUAACAAAUCUAAAUUUGGUGCAAAUGCCAUCCUGGGUGUGUCCCUGGCUGUGUGCAAGGCUGGUGCUGCAGAGAAGGGCGUCCCACUCUACCGCCACAUCGCUGACCUUGCUGGAAAUCCAGAGGUCAUCCUCCCAGUGCCUGCCUUCAACGUUAUCAACGGGGGCUCCCACGCUGGCAACAAGCUGGCCAUGCAGGAGUUCAUGAUCCUCCCAGUUGGAGCAAGCAACUUCAAAGAGGCCAUGCGCAUCGGUGCUGAGGUCUACCACAACCUGAAGAACGUCAUCAAGGAGAAAUACGGCAAAGACGCCACCAAUGUGGGAGACGAAGGUGGCUUCGCCCCCAACAUCCUGGAAAACAAAGAAGCUCUUGAGCUGCUGAAGACUGCCAUCAGCAAGGCUGGCUACACUGACAAGGUUGUCAUUGGCAUGGAUGUAGCAGCCUCCGAAUUUUACAAAGGUGGCAAAUAUGACCUGGACUUCAAGUCACCUGAUGAUCCCAGCCGUUACAUCAGCCACGACCAGCUGGCUGACCUCUACAAGAGCUUUGUGAAGGAUUAUCCUGUUGUCUCCAUUGAGGAUCCCUUUGACCAGGAUGACUGGGAAGCCUGGUCCAAGUUCACAGGCAGCACCAGUAUCCAGGUGGUGGGUGACGAUCUGACUGUGACCAACCCCAAACGCAUCGCUAAGGCCGUAUCUGAAAAGGCCUGCAACUGCCUGCUGCUGAAGGUCAACCAGAUCGGCUCUGUCACAGAGUCCCUCCAGGCCUGCAAGCUGGCUCAGUCCAGUGGCUGGGGUGUGAUGGUGAGCCACCGCUCUGGAGAGACCGAGGACACCUUCAUCGCUGAUCUGGUGGUUGGCCUCUGCACUGGCCAGAUUAAGACUGGCGCCCCCUGCAGGUCCGAGCGUCUGGCCAAGUACAAUCAGCUGCUCAGGAUUGAAGAGGAGCUUGGAGACAAGGCCCGCUUCGCUGGCCAGAACUUCAGGAGGCCCAUCUGAAGAGCAGGCCUUUCUCGGGCCACUGUUUACCAUACUCGCACUCCCACACAUUAAGCCACGUUAUAUCCCUCUCCAGAGCAGAAGAAUGCUGGAAAGGCAUUGAAAUUCAAGGUCCAAGUCUGUAGGCUAAGGCAUGAAUGUGUUUCUGUGCCAACGCCCAUCUUGCUAUGCUUUGGCACCCAAUUAAUAGCACUGGUCCUUUAAUUUUAUCUGUGUAUUGUGUGAUGUUUCAUUUGCUUCUUGUGUGUUGUAGUGAGUCUGGUCCUCUAUUUGUUCAGAGUUAAGUUGUUCAAACUUCUGCACUGUAUGUAGUGUAACGUAUUCUCAUUGUGUUGCUGUUCAAAAGCUGUAGUGCUACUGUAAAACAUGGCAUAACAAAUAAACUCAUGUGGAAGUGU
Molecule: messenger RNA, 1839 nt
Organism: Pangasianodon hypophthalmus (striped catfish)
Lineage: Eukaryota; Metazoa; Chordata; Actinopteri; Siluriformes; Pangasiidae
Gene: eno1a
Product: enolase 1a, (alpha)
Exons: 12
Coding region: 143-1441 (432 amino acids)
Biological process (GO): glycolytic process
Cellular component (GO): phosphopyruvate hydratase complex
Molecular function (GO): magnesium ion binding; phosphopyruvate hydratase activity
Source: RefSeq, a predicted model, not a curated record